Suncus etruscus (white-toothed pygmy shrew) is the source of this 2778-nucleotide messenger RNA. RefSeq names its product NudC domain containing 1 (gene NUDCD1). The record is from RefSeq and is a predicted model, not a curated record. Bases 107 to 1858 code for a protein of 583 amino acids. The transcript has 10 exons. NCBI's taxonomy places the organism in Eukaryota, Metazoa, Chordata, Mammalia, Eulipotyphla, Soricidae.
CGGGUUGGAGUCUGCGGGAGAGGCGCGGAGCUUUCAAGUGGGGUUUGCUGCUGUAGCCUCACGCUUAGUUUAGCUUAGCUUAGCAGGAGCCCGGCGGGACACGGAGAUGGAGGUGGCCGCGAAUUGCUCCCUGCGAGUCAAGAGGCCCCUGCUGGAUCCUCGCUUCGAGGGCUACAAGCUGUCCCUGGAGCCGCUGCCCUCUUACCAGCUGGAGCUGGACUCGGCUGUUGCUGAAGUAAAACUUCGAGAUGAUCAAUAUACACUGGAACAUAUGCAUGCUUUUGGAAUGUACAAUUACCUCCACUGUGAUUCAUGGUAUCAAGAUAGUGUCUACUACAUUGAUAACCUUGGAAGAAUUAUGAAUUUAGCUGUUAUGCUGGACACAGCCUUGGGAAAACCUCGAGAAGUAUUUCGACUUCCUACCGAUCUGACAGCCUGUGACAACCGCCUCUGUGCAUCUAUCCAUUUCACGUCCUCUACUUGGGUGACCUUGUCAGACGGAACUGGGAGGUUGUAUCUUAUUGAAACAGGUGAACGCGGGAGUAGCGCUUCUGAAAAAUGGGAGAUUAUGUUUAAUGAAGAGCUUGGGGACCCUUUUAUCAUAAUUCACACUAUCUCACUGCUUAAAGCUGAAGAGCAUUCAAUAGGCAUCCUACUUCUCCGCGUAGAGAGAGAGGAACUGGAGAAGAAAGGAAGUGGUUUUUAUGUUUCUUUGGAGUGGAUCACUAUUAGUCAGAAAAAUGAAGAGAAUAAAAAAUACGAAAUUGUUAAGCGUGACGUUCUCCGUGGGAAGUCAGUGCCCCAUUAUGCUGCUAUCGAGGCUGAUGGGAAAGGUCUCAUGAUUGUCUCCUAUAAGUCCUUCACAUUUGUUCAAGUUGGCAAAGAUCUUGAAGAAAACAAGGAUGAAAUCAUGUCAGAGAAUAUCAAAGAACCUCUGUAUUACUGGCAACAGACUGAAGAUGACCUGACAGUGACAGUGCCACUUCUGGAAAUCAGUGCUAAGGAGGAUAUUCAGGUGCAGUUUCUGCCCGAUUGCAUCCAAAUUGUGGUGAAAGGCCAAGAGAUUUUGAAAGGAAACCUCCAUUCAUCUGUUGAUCAUGAAAGCAGUACGUGGAUAAUUAAAGAGAAUAAUAGCUUGGAGAUUUCUUUGAUUAAGAAGAAUGAAGGACUGAUGUGGCCAGAGCUAAUAGUUGGUGAUGAGCGAGGGGAAGUUAUAAGAGACUCGGCCCAGUGUGCUGCAAUAGCUGAACGCUUGAUGCACUUAACCUCUGAUGAACUGAAUCCCAAUCCAGAUAAAGAAAAACCUCCUUGUAAUGCUCAAGAGUUAGAAGAAUGUGAUAUUUUCUUUGAAGAGAGCUCCAGUUUAUGCAGAUUUGAUGGUCGGACAUUAAAAACUACUCAUGUGGUGAAUCUUGGAAGCAACCAGUACCUCUUCUCUGUUGUUGUGGAUCCUAAAGAAAUGCCUUGUUUCUGUUUGCGCCAUGAUGUCGAUGCCCUGCUCUGGCAGCCACACUCUAGCCAGCAAGAAGAUAUGUGGGAGCACAUUGCAACUUUCAAUGCUUUAGGCUACGUUCAAGCAUCAAAGAGAGACAAAAAAUUUUUUGCCUGUGCUCCAAAUUACUCCUAUGCAGCCCUUUGCGAGUGCCUUCGCCGAGUCUUCAUCUAUCGUCAGCCCACACCCAUGUCCACGGUGCUUUACAACAGAAAGGAAGGCAGACAAGUAGGGCAGGUUGCUAAGCAGCAAGUAGCAAGCCUGGAAACUAAUGAUCCUAUUUUAGGUUUUCAAGCUACAAAUGAGAGAUUAUUUGUUCUCACUACCAAAAACAUCUUUUUAAUAAAGAUAAAUACAGAGAAUUAAGUCCUCAAACCUGUUGGCUUUUUUCUACUGGAAAAGUAGAGUGAUAGCUAGACAGCUGGGCAGUUUAUACUGUAACUGAUAAGAGUUUUCAUGUGUGAGAAAAAAUAUUAUAUGAAUUUUAUUUUUCAAAGGAAUUUAGAAAUAUAUGCAAGAGAUUAUGAGUUUAAAAACCAUACAUUGAACCUACAGAGAAAAUUGACUCUAAAAAUUGGCUUCUGUACAAAUGUAAAGAUAAUAUUAGCAACUGAUGUAUAGUUUAGUGUUUAAAAAUUAAAAGAAUAUGGUAUACUCUUUGUUUAUUGAUAGUUCAUAUGUCUAUAAUGGUUAAAAUUCCUAGUUUUUAAAUACUUAUUUUUUUCAGUGAACUGUAGAGUUGAGGGAAAAGUACAGCAGAAGGAUGACAGAUCUAAUGUUCAAAAAUUCUGGAACUGAUAUAGGGCCAGAGCAUUAGUACAGUGUGUAGUUCACUUUCCUUGUACAUGACCAACCUGGAUUCAGUGCCUAGCAUCUUACAUGGUCCUACGUUUGCCAGGAAUGAUCUCUGAAUUCAAAAGGGACCUCUGUGUUUCUUUAAAUUAGCUUUCAUCCAAUUAUUCUCUCCAGCGAAGCAGAACACUUACCCAUUGCUGCACACUAGACUCAGAGGUUUAAAACAAGGAUAUCAUACAAUUUUUUAAAUGAUGGGGAGAUAUGGGUAUCUCUAUUUUUAAUUCUUAUAACGAGAGGGGUGGGAAGAAGAAAACUAAUGUACAAGAGCACAUGCUUUCACCAUUUUUUUAUCUUUCUUUGUCAAUCUACAUAGUCAGGUCUAGAAGCAGUGUGGGAGGUAGAAGGAUAUGGAUAACAAGAAAUAGGAUUAGUUGGGGGAAUUAGUCAAAUGGGAGUCUACCAUAUAAAUUACAAUUGUCCCUAAAGAGGGA